CAAAUGUCGUUGCACUUACAGUUUUAGGGUUGAAGCCUUAAUGCAUGAUUUUAUUAACAAACAAGAAGAUAUUGAUGAGUUAUCUUUCACUAAAAAUGUGGCGCGAUCAAAUGAAACUGUGGAUAUAAAGAGAAAACGAUUGAAAUAUCAAGGCAAAUAUAGAGGCAUUCUUGAGUCCAGUUUGCUGUUAUCAAAUUUUUGUGACACCAAAAUCCCCGAGUUGAACGAGGAGGAGUUAAACGAUUUAGAUAGGUUGCUUAGCGAGAAUGACUGGGAUAUAUACAGCUGGAUAACUGGAAGGGCCCCUUUACCUGAGGUUCAUAAAACAACAGUAUUCGAGAAGAUCAACCAUUUUAGUAAAAAUGAACUUAAAAGCGUGUUGAAGAAAAUGAAUCUUCAGUGA
Zophobas morio is the source of this 403-nucleotide messenger RNA. RefSeq lists its product as uncharacterized. Bases 41 to 403 code for a protein of 120 amino acids. Gene Ontology annotation, cellular component: mitochondrion. The transcript is spliced from 3 exons. Gene Ontology annotation, biological process: mitochondrial electron transport, succinate to ubiquinone; protein-FAD linkage; tricarboxylic acid cycle. The record is from RefSeq and is a predicted model, not a curated record. NCBI's taxonomy places the organism in Eukaryota, Metazoa, Arthropoda, Insecta, Coleoptera, Tenebrionidae.